GGGUGGGGAGGGAGGUGGGGACUGCCGCGCGGCCCGUGGCCUGCAGGGGGCGCGCCUCCCCGGCCAGGCCCCCAGGUUUUUUCCCCCCUUCUGAUUAUUUUUUUGCCAAAUCGCUACAAUUGCGCCUUGUAUGUUUCCUUCUUCCAAUGUAACCAGCCGCGGCGGCAGCAGCAGCAGCAGCAGCGCGUCCGCCCCGCCGGGCCUGCCCGCCUCCCUCCUCCUGUGCUGCCGCUUGCGCGCCCCGGGACGCCCCUUGCCCUGCCCUGGAGCCCGGAUCGCCCCCCUUUCCCACGCACGGACCCCCCAGCGAAGGGCCAUGGCUGAAUGGGCCCCUGCCCAGAUCCAGGAAUGGAAUGUGGAAGCGCAGCACCUGAUGCCUCUCCAGCCUCCCCUCGUCCCCGAGUUAAGCCACAUGAGGGAAGCUCAGCUGCACACGGCAGAAGCCUCCCUCUGGAGCGUCGUGGCCACGGUACAGGCCAUGGAGAGGAAGAUCGACUUGUUGGCCACUCGACUGUUGAGCCUGGAAGGCCGAUCUGGGACGGCAGAGAAGAAACUGCUGGACUGUGAGAAGACAGCCAUGGAGUUUGGGAACCAGCUGGAGAGCAAGUGGGCCGUGCUGGGGACCCUGAUCCAAGAGUAUGGCCUGCUCCAGAGGAGGCUGGAGAACAUGGAGAACCUGCUGAAGAAUCGGAACUUCUGGGUCUUAAGACUCCCGCCGGGUGCCAAGGGAGAAAUCCCCAAGAUGCCGGUGACUUUUGUUGACAUUGCUGUGUAUUUCUCUGCUGAAGAAUGGAAAAACUUAGCUGAGUGGCAGAAGGACCUGUACCAUAACCUUGUGAAGGAGAACUACGAGUCUUUGCUCUCCUUAGGAGCAGAUGUUAAUGUUUCAAAGCCAGAGGCACAUCCCAGGAUUGAACGGGGGGCAGAACCAUGCAUACCGGACCAACAGAGCUCCAAGGGGCGAGAGAUUUCCACAGAUCCUUGCACAGAAUCCUUGAUGUCUACACCCGACAUCUUGACCCGGAUCAAGCAAGAGGAACCUUUUGCUGGUGGAGGGCAAUUUCAGGAGGAAAGAGGGAUGCCCACAGACCCCUGUGGAGGUGCUGAAGCCCUCAUUUCCGCCCACGACUUUUUAUCAUGGAUUAAGCAGGAGGAGGAGCCGUGCGUCCGGGAGCAUUGGGAGUCAGCGGAGAGAGACAUUCUUACAGGCCCUGGCACAGCUGGCAACGGGAUGGUGGUCAAAGCAGAGGAGCAACGCCCGCGCCCGGAAGAACCAGCAAGGUCCGGGGAGCCUCUCUUCCAGGGGGAGACCCCUGUGGCGGCAGCGGCGGCGGCAGCAGCGGAAGCCUACGCUGGUCCGUGCGGACCUGUCGCACAAGCUCUGAGCCCGGCCAGGAGCAGACCGGAUGGUGCUGUGUCCCAACUGCCCAAUGCCGUGCCCUGGAUGGAGAGCCAAGAAGAGCUGCACAUGCUUCAGAGUCACGGAGUCCCCACGAAGGCUGAACUCCCUCCAGGACCCAGAACAGGCCAGUGGCAAAAGAAAGCAGGAGAUGUUGGGAUUGUUAUUAAGACGGAAGCCCAUGACCCCAGCGGAAGUCGCAGGGGACUGGGGCAGAUCUUGAGACCUUGCCUCAGAGAAUCCAAAGACCAACCCGGAGGAGAGAGUCUUCAGGGAAGCGCCCCAGAUGGUCUCUUGCGACCCUUAAGGUCGGUGGGGCUCAGACCUAUGCCUCGGCAAGAUGAAGGAUCCCUUGGGACCACCGUGCCUCAGAGCGGCAGCCAGCAAAAUCCUAGCCCAAUUGCUGAACCCCAACAAGAGAGGCUUCACUGUGAGCAGAGUAUGACCCUGAUGGUCCCUCGAGAGUCCCGUCUGCAUCCCUACAGUGACUUUCAGCGGUGGCAGGAUCUGGCCACCCACCAGAGCAGCCAUGGGGGAGUUAAGCAACACCAGUGCGCUCGCUGUGGCCAGUGUGCACUGCACAACUCCCAGCUCAACUACCACACCCACACUGGAGAGCAACCCUACAGAUGUGGCCGGUGCACGAGUUUUAGCUACCAGGAAGACCUGCAGAACAGCCAGCGUAUGCACAUGGGGGAAAGGCCCUAUUCCUGCAGAGAGGGUGGGGAAAGUACCAGCCACAAAGAGCAUCUGCAGUAUCACCAGCUAAUGCACACCAGUGAGAUGGCUUUUCCCAGGAAUGUGGGGAUUGUGAUAAAGGUGGAAGAGAAAGACCUUGGUGAACACCACAAGGACUUGGAACAAAUCUUGGGCCCUCGUUCAAGAGAUUCUGGGGAGCAGUCCAGGAUAAGGACUCAGCAGGAAAACAUGCUAGGCGAACCUUUGUCGUUUGGGGCACUGAUGCCUCUCCAUCGGUGUGACGGAGAAUCCCAUGGGGACAGCGUGUCUCAGAUAGGCCCUGAAGGCAGUGUGAACUCAGUGGUGGAGCCACAACUGGAGCCUCUCUGUGAAGGGAAGAGUGCCCCUCCAGAUCAGCCUGCUCACACCUGCAGUGACUGUGGAGAGGCGUUCCAAAGGUGGCAUGAUUUGGCAACCCACCGGAGCAGCCAUAGCAAGGUGAAGCAGCACCAGUGCGCUCACUGUGGCCAGCGCUUCCUGCACCGCUCCCGGCUCAACUACCACACUCGAAUCCACACCGGUGAGCGACCCUACAGCUGCGGUGUGUGUGGGAAGAGUUAUAGCCGCAAGGAACACCUGCAGAACCACCAGCGCCUGCACACGGGGGAGAAGCCCUAUCAGUGCGAAGAAUGUGGGAAAAACUACAGCCGCAGGGAGCAUCUCCAGUACCACCAACGGCUGCACACAGGCGAGAGGCCGUUCCAGUGCCAGGCCUGCGGCAAACGCUUCAUCCGCAAGCAGAACCUGCUGAAGCACCAGCGCGUCCACACGGGAGAAAGACACAAAGCGGGCAGAGCCCCUGUACGAAGCCCCACGUGGACCACAUGAGAAGUGCCCACCCAUGCAGAGAGGGCUUGCUUCCACUUGCCACGGAGCCUUUUUGCACAAAAUGGCUGCCAUACUUCUACUGAACCACAAAAUGGCCACCACUCUUCCACUGAGCCCCUGACUGAGGCAGCGAAAAUGGCUGCAGAACAUCUGAACAGGGCUGUCUAAAGUUGUUACAGGGAAUCCUUCCCUGGAUUACCAGGAAGGGAAUUAAAUCUGUGAUCUCAUCUGUUUUCAGCUUGUGGUAAUCUUACACAAACAAACACGCCCUCAGCAUCUGCAGGGGGAAUCUGCUGCCCCCCAAACUGACUGACUAGCAGCUGGACUAUUGACAUCUCACAGUGGUUAACGGUCAGGGCCCAAUAUAUACAGCUCAACUGAGGCAUGGACAGCACAAUAUGCAGAGGAUUUGCAGAGGUCAGGGUUCUCAGCCUUGAUUCCCCAGGUGUUGUUAGACUACAACUUCCAUCAGCCACAAUCGUGGAAGUCUAUUUGCUGAUGGAAGUCGCAGUCCAACAGCAACCCAAGGUUGAGACUACUGCUGUUUGAAAAUAGAAGCACAAGGCAGGAUUGUAUGUUUUGUUACAUGCUACACAGCAGCAGUGUUUCCUCUAAGGCGUGCGCAUGUGUGCGUGCUCACAAGUUUUUGGAUGUCCGCUCAGUUAAUUUUAGAUCCCGCUCAGGCUGAAUCAGGAAGGCCCCACUCUGAAUGCAGGUGUGCACACACUGCCUUGAUACUGCCACCCAGAACAAAACUAAUUCUGCACAUAGAUGGAAAAAAUUAGAACACUGUACUGCAGAGGAAUUAACUGCCUUUUUUCCUAGAGAGAUGUUGCUGAUUUGCACAUGUAUAUUUAAGUUAUGCAGAUUUAAAUGAGCUCAUUGCCUUAGACUGAGACUAACCAAGUCUCUUGUUCAACUUUGUGACAGUGGGGGAAUAAAAGAGAUCUAAUAUAACCCUGCCAUGGAAGUAUUAAGUUUGGCAUGAAGGUUCAAAGGUAUUGGAGCCUCAGUAUUCUGUUUACAACUCGUGGGAGUAUCAGCCCUGUGCUACCUCCCUGUGAAACUGCAAAUCUAAAUAUCGAAAAGACCGUGUGUGGUGUAUGUUUUCCAAAUUGCAACAAAGUAAUAAAUCUCCCAGAAAUUAUAAAUAGCCUGUUACUAAAUCUGGGUAUGGUAGUUGAUGGUCAGCAUCCCACCUCACCUUCCUCUGCACCCAGCGAUUUAAAAAAAAAGAAGUGUAACCAUACCAAUUUCUUCUCCUCUCUCCAGAGAUGAAAGGUUGUGUUUUUUUAAACCUUGGGUUCAAAAAUCCUAGGUUCCAUUUUAGUACCACAGUAGCGGAUGAGCUGCAUCACCCCGACCCCCAGGCAGUGAAAAUGUUCUUGCUUGAUCCUUGAGCAUCGGUCAUGGUUUCUUCUUCUCAACUCCCCAUUUUCUUCAUCUGUUUGUUCCUGGGCCACCUUGGGUGAAUCCAGAUGACCUUUUGUUAAUGGUGACUCACCAGGAUAUGCAUGGGACUACUUGGCAAACCAGUCAUCUGUAAGGUCCAAGCGCUUAGGAAAUCCUACCACACAUUUGCGCAAGAUCAGAAAUGCAGGGAAGUGGCAAAAUCAAUGCAGACAAUCACUUCAUCAAGAGGUUCCAUAAAUACCAUAUAUUGCCACCUGGAGCAUUUCCAAAUGGGGCUUUUAGCUCGCUUCUCCUCCGGAAUGGAGGGUGUGCAUUCACAUAUCAGCUAGAUUUACCCCGAAGUCCCUGUGAGCUAUUGGGGAGCACCUCACACACAAUUCGGGUUUUUCAUUGCGCAUUAGAGCAUAGCUCGAUUUAUGUCCAGGGUAAAAAAAUCCACUGUUUGAGUUCAUUUUUUAAGGUAACUUCAAACUCACAAUAAAGCCUCUCAGUAAAGUGCGGUAAAAUGUGCCGUCCAGAAAUGCUCUUGGUAAGCAGUCAUCUGUAUUCAUCCAAAAUAUGGGUGUAAUAACAAAUUCUGUAUUGCUUGUUUAUAUAAAACAUAUGCUGCAGUUCA
Molecule: messenger RNA, 4994 nt
Organism: Hemicordylus capensis (graceful crag lizard)
Lineage: Eukaryota; Metazoa; Chordata; Lepidosauria; Squamata; Cordylidae
Product: zinc finger protein 282-like
Exons: 9
Coding region: 131-2965 (944 amino acids)
Biological process (GO): regulation of DNA-templated transcription
Source: RefSeq, a predicted model, not a curated record